GUCUGAAAUUGAAGAAGUUAAAAAAAGAAUCGAUAAAGAAAAAGACCCAGAGGAAAAACAGAAAUUGCAACAACUUUUAAAUAAAUUGCAAUCUAGAGCUGCGCAUGAGAGUAAUUUAAACUUAGUCGUUUUCAUUAACUCUAUUAAUGUAAUACUGUUACGUUUAUUCAAUUUAGCCGAAGAAAAGAAAUUGGAACUUGUUGACAAAUUUAAAAAAUUCCAGAAAUCAGAUUCCAAAGUGCUUGAGAAAGUCAUUGAAAAGCGAAGGAAAAAGAAUGCAUCAAAAGAGCACAGAUAUGUCCCGUUUAAACGACGGUGCAAAAUAGAUUCGUGA
Racocetra persica is the source of this 334-nucleotide messenger RNA. NCBI's taxonomy places the organism in Eukaryota, Fungi, Glomeromycota, Glomeromycetes, Diversisporales, Gigasporaceae. The record is from the annotation of a GenBank genome assembly.